This is a messenger RNA of Cordyceps militaris CM01, 2292 nucleotides long. RefSeq lists its product as uncharacterized. The coding region runs from base 1 to 2292 and encodes 763 amino acids. NCBI's taxonomy places the organism in Eukaryota, Fungi, Ascomycota, Sordariomycetes, Hypocreales, Cordycipitaceae. The record is from RefSeq and is a predicted model, not a curated record. The transcript has a single exon.
AUGCACCUGCCAGCUUACAUCCUCGCCGCUUCACUGUCCGCACGACCUGCUCCGGCCACGCGCAACCUCAACGAACGAUACCAACAUCCGCGCCCCCCUCUGCCGCCGCAGCGUCGCGGCCGUCCUCGUCAAGCCCCUCCACCACCUUCAAUCCCGACUCUGGAACGCUGCUCGUCCACGUCCAACACAGACAAGACCGGCCUCAGUCAGCCCCUUCGUCAGACCAUCUUUCCCUCUCUUCGCACUCCGGCCGCCUGUGCCUCGUCCACGUAUUCGACUCAGCGACACAGCCUCCAGCUAUAUCCACCCGCCGCUGCCCUGCAUCCCGUCCUUGCCGCCGCCGCAUUUCCUCUCUGGCCUCGCCGUCAGGAUGACCACUUGGUAACGCCUGGCCUCAACCACAACACUACCUCUGCGCGCCUCACCAUGCCGCCUGGAGACAGACCAAGGCAGCCCCCCUCCGUCGUCCGAGCCGCCGCAACCCGUACAGCCCCCCUCACCCCAAAGGUUGCCUCCAAGGGCACUCCUGUUCUUGGUUCGCUCGCCAGGAGACCGCCGCAAGGGACUGCCAACACGCUUGCCAAUGAAGUCGCCUCUCCCGUCUCUGCCUUUCUUGCUACGAAUGUGACCCCUCGCACCGGCCAUAGGCAGACCCGUGUCGACAGCACCAACAGCACCCCGACUACUACACCGAACCCGGAUAACCGCGCCAAUGGAUGGGAUCGUGACAGUCCGCGUCCCAGCGGGCUAACCACUUCACCGGAGAGUGGACUCAAGCCAUCCGAAAUGCCGCCCGAUGCCAACGAUUCCAACAAGUUCUUCUAUGCCAGCGACGCCAAGAAUCUGCAAACCCCUGGCCAGCAGCGCCAACCGGCACCCGCCGCGCAGAAAGGACCUACCUUCUUCUACGCCAAUGCUACUCUCAACAACGUUGCAGACCUCUCAGCGACCAGCACACCACAGCCUGCGCCUCUACUCUCCCCUUCUAAUAUGAAUGCACAGGAUCCUUCCGCUACCAAGUUCGUUUACGCGAAUGGAACGCCCGAAAUGGAAUCAAAUCCAACCUUGGCCAGCUCCACCUCGAAUUCUGUCUUGUCCUCGGGGCCUCGUUUACCGCUCGGAAGCCGUCCUCCUCUGGGUUCCUCUGCCACUGUCAUUGGCCUUGUUCAGCGUCCUACAUCACCUUUGAAGCAUACUUCAACGCCUCUGCCAGUUCUGAGUCCUAUCCUGAGAACUACCUUAUCGCCCCCAUCGCCAAUCAGAUCGCAAACGAGCCCACCUUCCACUAAUAGUGUUCAAAAACUCGAAAGCCAGCGUGGAACGAGACGAGUCAGCAUUGAGAUGCCACCAAAAUCCCUCCGACGGCAGUCUCGAGCCAACGGCAACCCCGGUCCCGAGCUGCAGUUACCUCCCAAAAUGACAACAUCGCCCAAUCUUUCUGAUAGUGUGUCACCACCAGCCAGCCCCGGCAUAUUACAGACAUCCAUGACUAUGGCUUCGCUUUUGCAUGCCGCAGAGGAACAGCAGGUUUCUGAUGAUGAAGCAGACGUCUUGUCGGAACCGCAGAGUCCGAGCAAGUCACACUUCUCUGAUGGUGUGAGCGAACUCGUCGCCAACGCUCGCAGAGAACGCAAGGUUCAGGAUCUUGAGAUCACAAACGCAUCACUGGAAGCCAUCAACAGAACGCUGGAGAGGCAACUUCGAAAACAGACUGCUGAGCUACGUCGCUAUCGCCGUCUUUCUCGCUCCGGUCGACUGUCUCUCACCUCUGCGCCAAACAGCCGCGUGGUAUCGGAAGCUCUCACCGACCCGGCCGUGGAUCUUUCUGAACUCAGCGAGAACAACCAGACCGAUGAGGAAGACGAGGAAUUCGACGACUCCAUUGAAGAGUCUGAUGUUUCCAUGGCCGACACUGCAUCCAUGUCUGUCAUUUCCAUGGGCGCUAUGCGUCGCAAACGUGACGAGAAACGUUUACAGCUUGACCUUACAAAACACCAAGAACUUCUCAUUGACAGCCAAAAGAUGAACCAGAGCAUAAAGCGCUGCCUGAGCUGGACCGAGGCACUGAUCAAGGAAGGGCAAAAAGCCCUCGAGUAUCAUGUGCGCGUUUCCGAUGUCGAAUUUGGUGGCCAUAUACUCGCACCCGUCGAUGAAGACGAUUACGACUUGUCUUCCCAAAAUGUUGAUGACCACGACAUGACGGUGAAGGAACCAGCGUCUUCAUCACCGCCAAGAGCUCAACCGGACCGCGACAGUGGCAUCGAGCUGCCGCCAAGUGAAGACGGUUCAUAA